Messenger RNA from Eufriesea mexicana, 1119 nucleotides. Its product is annotated as protein HGH1 homolog. The record is from RefSeq and is a predicted model, not a curated record. The coding region runs from base 19 to 1119 and encodes 366 amino acids. Lineage: Eukaryota; Metazoa; Arthropoda; Insecta; Hymenoptera; Apidae. The transcript has 6 exons.
AGCAGUUAUUUAAUUAUAAUGGAAUCGCUUCAAGAAAUAUGUCAAUACUUAAAGCCAAAUAUACGACUAGAUCUAAAAACUAUUGCAUUAGAACAUGUUCUCAGUAUAACUGGAACUACCGAAGGACGAGAACUACUAUUAAAGCUUCCAGAUUUAUUAACGCAACUAAUUGCUUUGAUUCAAGAUUCUUCUACUGCAAUUUCCAAAGAUGCAGCACUAGCUAUAAUAAAUAUAACUGCAGACGAAGGAGGAAGCAACGCAUUUCUGUUAAUUUCAGAAACUGAACCAAAAGAUGGAAAAUAUAAUUAUAAUUUAAUUCAUGUUUGUAUUAGGUUUAUAAUGGAUAAAGAAUGUAUUUUAGCAGACCCAUGCUGCAUGAUACUUUCUAAUAUGACCAGACCAUUACAUUUGGUGGAUAGAAUCAUAACACUUAUUGAAAAAAGUGGUUAUUCGUGGGACAAAAUUGUGGCGGCAUUCACUGCUAAACAGUAUAAUAAUACUGGAGCCAAACUUCACUAUUUAGGUCCAGUUUUUAGUAACCUCAGUCAAUCUUCACAUGUAAGGAGGUAUUUAAUGGACAAAAAUCGUAGUGUCAUUCAGAGGCUACUCCCUUUCACAGAAUAUGAAGAUAGCUUAGUAAGACGUGGUGGAAUUGUUGGUACAUUAAAGAACUGUUGUUUUGAUGUAGAAAAUCAUGAAUGGUUAUUGAGCCCUGAAGUAGAUAUUUUAUCAUAUCUUUUGUUGCCAUUGGCAGGGCCAGAAGAGUUUGAUGAUGAGGACAAUGAUAAACUGCCAAUUAGUUUACAGUAUUUGCCAGAGACAAAGCAAAGGGAGCCAGACUUAGAUAUUAGAAUCAUUUUGUUAGAGGCCUUAACUCAACUAUGCGCGACGAGGAAAGGAAGAGAAAUACUGAGAACAAAAAAUACUUACGUAAUACUCAGGGAAUAUCAUAAAUGGGAGCAAGAUAAAACUGCAUUGUUAUCUUGCGAAAAUGUUGUUGAUAUUUUGAUUAGGACUGAAGAAGAAAUAGGUUUGGACAACUUAAAAAAUGUAGAAAUUCCCAUAGAGUAUACAGAGAAAUUCCAUAAGAUGGAUCAAGAUUUUAUUAAUAGUACAUGA